UGCGCUCCGUCCGGACAGACACUGCGCGCGUCUCUGCUGCCGCGGUGCGUUGCGCGCAGGCUGGAGAGAGAUGACCAGAGCCCCGCGGACCUGUGCACGCAAACAUGGAUCUCCCUAAAACGCCGCUCGCGCUGCUUUGGAUGUUAUUGCUGAGCGGAGUGAGACGCUGCCCCGCAGAAGAAGUGGUGCUGCUGAAUUCUAAAGAGACUCAGGCCGAGCUGGGCUGGACGUCGUAUCCCCCCAAUGGAUGGGAGGAGAUCAGCGGCGUCGAUGAGAAGUACAAGCCCAUCCGGACGUACCAGGUGUGCAACGUGAUGGAGCCCACGCAGCAGAACAACUGGCUGCAGACCGGCUGGGUGGCGCGCCGCGGCGGCCAGCGCAUCUUCGUGGAGCUGCAGUUCACCCUGCGCGACUGCAACAGCAUCCCCGGCGUGGCGGGCACCUGCAAGGAGACCUUCAACCUCCUGUACGUGGAGUCCGACCGGGACCUGGGCGGCGUGACCCGGGAGGACCGCUACACCAAGAUCGACACCAUCGCCGCCGACGAGAGCUUCACGCAGGGCGACCUCGGCGAGAGGAAGAUGAAGCUGAACACGGAGGUGCGCGAGAUCGGCCACCUCAACCGCAAAGGCUUCCACCUGGCGUUCCAGGACGUGGGCGCCUGCGUGGCCCUGGUGGCCGUGCGCGUCUACUACAAGCGCUGCCUGGCCACCGUCCAGAACCUGGCCGUGUUCCCCGACACGGUGGCCGAGGCCGCCUUCGCCACGCUGGUGGAGGUCCGCGGCGCCUGCGUCAACAACUCCGAAGUGGACACGGACAGCCCUCCCAGGAUGCACUGCAGCGCCGAGGGCGAGUGGCUGGUGCCCAUCGGGAAGUGCAGCUGCAGCGCCGGCUACGAGGAGGGACACAGCAGCUGUGAAGCUUGUCCUCCCGGCUCUUACAAGAUGUCCUCCAGGCAGCAGGAGUGUUCCUGCACGGCCAACAGCAUCGCCUGAGGACGAGGGUCCGUGGUGUGUGUGUGUGAAGAGGACCACUUCAGGACUCCCUUGGACAAUCCCUCAGCUCCUUGUACUCGUCCCCCAUCCCCACCUCGAGACCUGGUCUACACCCUGAAGCAGUCCACGCUGAUCCUGGAGUGGUCUCCGCCGUCGGACACCGGCGGCCGGGUGGACCUGACCUACAGCGUGGGCUGCCGCCGCUGCAGCGGGAAGCAGUGCGAGCCCUGCGGCGCCAGCGUGGGCUUCGUGCCGCAGCAGGUCGGCCUGACGGAGAGAACGGUGACCGUGGUCAACCUUCCUCCCAACACCAACUACACCUUCACCGUGGAGGCCCUGAACGGCGUGUCGGAGCUGCUGCCCAACAAGAGGUUCUACACUCACGUCAACGUGUCGACGAGUCUGCCCGCGCCGUCUCUGAUCAGUGAGCUGCGAGCGGAGAAGAUCGAGCAGAAGAGCAUAACCUUGGUGUGGAGGGAGCCGUCCUACCCCAACAGCAGCCGCACGGAAUACGAAGUCAAAUACUACGAGAAGGAACAAAAGGAUCAGAGUUAUUCUACUGUGAAGACUGCUGCCACGCGGAUUAGUGUCAACAACCUUAAACCUGGCACCACAUACGUCUUCCUCAUCCGCCCCUUCUCCACGCCGGCCCCCUCCUCCUCCUUGUCUUCCUCGCCUCUGUCAUCCUCCUCUGCCUCGUCCUCCUCCUCCUCCUCCACUCCAUCCUCCUCCUCUUCCUCCUCCUCCUCCUCCUCCUCUUCAUCGUCCCCGCCGCCCAUCGACUACGGAGCGUACAGCGCCCCCCUGGAGCUGCAGACACUUGGCGAACUGGCGCUGGCAUCCAGCGAGCAGAGUCCGGUGGUGAUCAUUGUUGUGGUGUCGGUGGCUGCCCUCAUCAUGCUGCUCUCGAUGGGAAUUGGACUGCUCAUCUGGAGGAGACAAUGCGGCUACAGCAAGGCUUCUCAGGAGGGAGACGAGGAACUUUACUUCCAGUUUAAGAUCCCGACGAGGAGGACCUACAUCGACCCGGAGACCUGCGAGGACCUGCUCCAGGCCGUGCACGCCUUCGCCAAGGAGCUGGACAACUCCAGCAUCAAGAUCGAGAGAAUCGUGCACACAGGCGACUUCGGGGAGGUGUGCCGCGGCUGCCUGAAGCUGCCCAGCAAGAGGGAGCUGCCGGUGGCCAUCAAGACGCUGAGGGCCGGCUGCUCCGACAAGCAGCGCCGCCUGUUCCUCAGCGAGGCCGGCAUCCUGGGCCAGUUCGACCACGCCAACAUCAUCCGGCUGGAGGGCGUCAUCACCACCGGCAACACCAUGAUGAUAAUCGAGGAGAGCAUGUCGAACGGAGCCCUGGAUUCCUUCCUCAGGAAACAUGAAGGCCAGCUGAGUGUAAUGCAGCUGAUGGAUAUGCUGACCGGAGUGGCGUCGGGGAUGAAGUACCUCACCGAAAUGGGUUUCGUCCACAAACGGUUGGCCGCACACAAGGUGCUUGUUAACUCCAACCUGGGCUGCAAAGUAUCGGGCUUCAGACCUCUUCAGGAGGACAAGAUAGAGGCCAUUUACACCACACUGCACGGCGGGAAGAGCGUGGUGCUGUGGACCGCCCCCGAGGCCAUCCAGUACCACCGCUUCUCCUCCGCCUCGGACGUGUGGAGCUUCGGCAUCGUCAUGUGGGAGGUCAUGUCCUACGGGGAGCGGCCCUACUGGGACAUGGGCAACCAGGAUGUGAUAAAGGCCAUCGAGGACGGCUUCAGGCUGCCGGCGCCGGUCAACUGCCUCCCACAUCUCCACCAGCUGAUGCUGGACUGCUGGCAGAAGGAGCGGACGGAGCGGCCCAGCUUCAGCCAGAUCCACUCGGCCCUCAGCAAGAGCAUCCGCUCGCCCGACGCCAUCGGCUCCUCCACGCUGGCGCGCAGGACCCUCAGUUCAUCCAUCACGCUAGCAGAGAGGCCUCUGCCCUCCUUCCCAUCCUUCAGCUCGGUGGGCGAGUGGCUGGACGCCGUGGACAUGGGCCGCUACAAGGACAACUUCACUGCUGCGGGAUACUGCUACUUGGAGUCCGUGGCCCGAAUGACUGUGCAAGACGUCCUGAGUCUGGGAAUCACCUCGCUGGAGCACCAGAAGCUGAUCCUGGCGGCCAUCCAGACUCUCAGAGCGCAGGUCAUCCAGAUGCAUGGCCGCGGCGUGCAGGUCUGAGCUCCUCACACGGCGUCUGGCGCCGCCGCCGCCGGACCCCCGCGAGCGCAGAAACGGGGAGAAAGAGAGCGAGAUCUCUUCCAGACUGGAAAGAAAGCCGAUCUUCCUGGCUGCACUCCUCGGCUCGGUCCUCCUUCACACUCUUCCUCGAUCCCUUCCUUCCUUCGGACGCCAGCGGAGUGACUGGUGGCGUGGGCCGUGCGCGGCGCGGCGGAGGACUGACGCCGUCUGACUCUUUCCCCUUUCUUUCGGAUGACCUCUGUCUGCGCUUUGACCUUCGGCGUGCUGCCAGCUCGGGCGUGGCGACCGCCGCAGAAACAUUUCAGGUGGAAUCUCCCUUUACGGCGCGACAGGAAGUGACUUCCUCAUAUCGUUGUAGGUCAUAUCAGACGAGGAGGGACCGUCUGGCGCUCCGGCCUGCAGUGAACUGACGGCGCUCCUUCCGGGGCGUCCGCCUGCUCUCCCUCUCUCCUGAGGAACUGACGGCGAAGCGCUGCAGGAGGAAGUUGUAAAGGGUGUCUCUGAUUGUUCAUGAAUUUGUCGUCUGUCGUCUUCUGUUCAUUUUUCUUUCUUUCUUUUUCCUCCUCUCCUUCAUGCUUACCGCUGAAUUCAGAUUUUGUUUUUCCCUCUGGGUGUCUUCUCGGUAGCACGAUUCUCUCUCUCUCUCUCUCUCUCUCUCUCUCUCUCUCUCUCUCUCUCUCUCUCUCUCUCUCUCUGUAUAGCGCUCAGGCCGACUCUGGAAGGUGGUCUGCUUUUAGAUAUUUAUCCGUAUUUAUUUACAGACAGGGACGCUUUAUUUAAAGUAUUUAAAGGAAAUGUUAGGUAGAUUUUUCCCUUCUUCUUCUUCUUUUUUUU
This is a messenger RNA of Salarias fasciatus (jewelled blenny), 4046 nucleotides long. RefSeq names its product EPH receptor A10 (gene epha10). The record is from RefSeq and is a predicted model, not a curated record. Gene Ontology annotation, molecular function: ATP binding; protein binding; transmembrane-ephrin receptor activity. NCBI's taxonomy places the organism in Eukaryota, Metazoa, Chordata, Actinopteri, Blenniiformes, Blenniidae. Gene Ontology annotation, cellular component: plasma membrane; dendrite. Gene Ontology annotation, biological process: ephrin receptor signaling pathway; protein phosphorylation; axon guidance.